Molecule: messenger RNA, 2499 nt
Organism: Cercospora beticola
Lineage: Eukaryota; Fungi; Ascomycota; Dothideomycetes; Mycosphaerellales; Mycosphaerellaceae
Source: RefSeq, a predicted model, not a curated record
GCUGAAUGGAGUGGUGUCACUAACGCGGUAUCGAUUCGAGUAGGCUGCAACUGAGCGCGCGUGCUUGACAGGGGCGCGUGGCAGUGGGCGUCGUUCCUGCCUUUGCUGGUCAACGUCUCUCGAAGAAGUGUAGUGGAUCCGACGCCGUGCUUCGCUCAAAUCCACCACCGCUCCUGGUCGCCUUGUUCAGCUUCUUCGGCCAUUCGCUGCCUUUGCCUACUGGGUCAGGCUCUCAGCACAGAAUAACGCUAUGACCUCUCGAGAUCCUCAUCGCGAGCGCGCCUUCCGAACUGUUCUGUUGGACGUCAAAGCCAGCCACGAGAAUGAGGACGGACGCUAUGAAGAUUUGGCGGCCCAGCUUGACAGUCUGGACACGUUGAUCAGGGAGCACGACUUGAAAAUCAAGCCCCAACGCCAGGAGAUCUGCACUCCCGAUGCGAAAAAGCUCAGACAGUGGAUUAACAAUGCAUUCGGAGGCUUCAGGAUCUUCACGGAGCCAAUGCAGGUGCUGAGUGUUGCACAGAAGAAGCUGUACUUUGGUGAUCCCCUGCCUGAGCCGCAUUCGCCGCGGGAGCUGAAUUCAGAGGAGCGGAGGACUAGACAGCAGGCAUCCAGGGAAUCGUCACGACCGUCGCCCAUCAAUCCAAGUAAAUUGUCGAACAGUAGAGCUACAAGCUGGAGCCCCCACAUCGUAUCUCCUGCUGGAAACGUGAACAUCAAGUCGCGUCCCAACGGAGGCCAGAAGAUGCAACCGACAAAAAUUCGAAGGAGAGGGACCACUGGCCUCGCAGCGAGCUCAAAGGUGAGCUACGACGUCUCGCGCGAGAUCCCCAAUUCUCAAAGUGGCAACACUUCCUCGGAUGAGCGUGACAGUGCUGCGAAAGUCAAGAGCACCGAAGUCGUCGAUCUGUCUGCUGAUGCAGCCAACAAAUCAUCGGCAUCUUCACUACACAAGGACAAAAACCGAACAGUCCCAAUCCUAGGACUAAAACGCAACGCAGAAGAGACACUCGAGAGUGAGGUGAGCCGAGGAAGCAAGAAACGCGUAGGUGACAAGGAUGAGCAGUCCCGUGUCAAUGACACAAGACUCGAUGACCUUUGCUCUGCAGGGAAGCAAAGCGCAGAUACUAGUCUCCAAGUCACGGAACAAUGGGUAUCGAAGGAAAGCGACGUCUUCGACAAGCAAGCAGAGCAUGCUACUGAAGAGCAGCAUGGUUCCACGAGCCGUGGGACGCACCACAAGGCAGAUGGGGUCCGCGCGCUCGACGAACGGAGUUCUACCACAGCACACGCCCAUGCCGAGAGUGGACCACAGUCUGGAGAUAACGGAUUGGCGAUCAAUAGCCAAGAGAGCCUUCCGGAGAUGUCAAGCUAUGGGAGAAGUAUGCCAAGUGAGACACAAACUUUUGUCGACCGAGACACAUCGAAUGGUGCCCCCAAGCCCGUGUGCCAGCUAGUUGUGCAAGGUAUUGGUGCUGCUGUGCCGGGCUCCGAAGACGAUAGCGGCAGGGGAGCUGCCACGUUCCGACCUAAAUUGGCGGAAGGCCCCAAAGCACCACAGCAGUUGGUUCCGGAUCCGGUCUUAACAACAAUUGACCUCGACGCUGGGCUCAGGUAUCCUGCCAACCUUCGUUUGGUUGAUGACCUGAAACAGCGAGUGACUGCGACCGUAUCCGCUAUACGUGGAAUAGCGUCGACCAUCGUCAUAGGUUGUGACCUGCUAGAAACUCCUCCUAGUUUGAUGACAGACCCCGAUGGGAACACGGAACGUUUGUACAGACAGCUGUCACUCGAACAUCUGAUCUUGCAAAUUGGUGCAGACAGACUGAAAGACAACAGCGACUUCGACAGGGAGGAAAUCCAGCCACGUGCCAAAGAACACGCAGAGUCCCUGUUCAUGUCCAUCAUUCCGCAAUUGAGGCAUAUGAACACCAAGCUGAAGAUCUCAAGCCCACAGCGCGACAAGGUACUGCGGUCGUUGGCAGGCGUUUUCGCGGACUCACUGAAGCUGCGAGGCCGUCUGGACGCUGCCACUGCCGACUACCAAUAUUAUUGGCUAUGCAGCGGAACGGAAUUUGAAAAGUCGCGAAUGCAGGAACUGCGUGGAUAUGACGAGGGAGGUGUGGAGAGGGCAAUGGCGUGCAUCUUUCCUGGUAUUGGAGUCAAGGACAAAGGCACAGUCCUGGUCAAGGCCCAAGUGUACGGCCUCUGAGAGCCUGCUCGUCAUGCCAGACUUGGGAACGGGCGAGAAUGGUAUUCUACAGCGAAGAGGUGGACUAGAUGUAUGACCGCCGAAUGAAUUGGCUCCCGCAGGUAUGGGCUUCGCACGAGGGUUGCUAAUGGCUCUACAUCUUCAUGGCCAGGACUUCAGGUUUCGUGCCGGGAAGUGGCCUAGAGCACAAGGAGAGGUAGCACUGCUACGGUAGUAUGGGCCAAAGUUCGGUUCGCACGAUCUUGCAUGUGAUGUAGCAUUGUCCCGAUGGGUGAGCAGGUCGAGUG